Messenger RNA from Chrysoperla carnea, 854 nucleotides. RefSeq names its product valacyclovir hydrolase-like. The coding region runs from base 68 to 832 and encodes 254 amino acids. The transcript has 4 exons. The record is from RefSeq and is a predicted model, not a curated record. NCBI's taxonomy places the organism in Eukaryota, Metazoa, Arthropoda, Insecta, Neuroptera, Chrysopidae.
GCAAAUUAAUUUUAUACAAAAAAAUAUAAAAUGUACAUUCGAAUAUCGGCGAUAUUUUAAUACAGAAAUGAAGGAGAAAAAAAUUGAUAUAAAUGGUCAAACCAUUAAUUAUUUAAAAGUAGGCAACGGCAAAAAAAUUGUGUUUUUAUUACCGGGUGCAUUAGGUACCAUUUGGACUGAUUUUCGUGCUCAAAUUGAAAAAUUUGAUAAGAAUAAACUGACGUUAGUUGUUUGGGAUCCUCCUGGAUUUGGGAAGAGUAGACCUCCUGAACGUACAUUUGAUACAAAUUUGUAUCGUUCAGAUGCUGAAUUUGCCGUUAAAUUAAUGGAAAAAUUAAAUAUCCCUAAAUAUUCGUUAGUCGGAUGGAGUGGUGGAGGAAUUGCAAGUUUAAUAAUUGCGGGAAAAUAUCCCGAACGGAUUGAAGCUUUGAUUCAAUGGGGAGGAAAAUCGUUUAUUAUGGAGGAAGAAAUUGAAGGCCUUAAAAAAAUUCGUGAUGUUUCAAAAUGGUCGAAUGCAAUGAAGAAACCUAUGGAAGAAAUUUAUGGAGAGGCUCAGUUUAAAGAAUUAUGGGCAAAUUGGGUUGAUACAAUUGAACUCUGCUAUAAACAAAACGAUGAUUUUUGUGACAAACUUAUUUCAAAUAUAAAAUGUCCUACUCUAAUUGUUCACGGAGGCCAAGAUUCGGUCACACAUGCAGAUCAUGCGACCUAUUUACAUCAAAAGAUUGCCGGAUCUAAAUUGCAUAUUUUUCCGGAUGGUAAACACAAUUUACACUUAAAGUAUGCGGAUGAAUUAAAUGAUAUGAUAACAAAAUUUGUGGAGGCUGUGUAAAAGAUCAAAAAUUAUAUUGUAA